Messenger RNA from Geodia barretti, 2833 nucleotides. NCBI's taxonomy places the organism in Eukaryota, Metazoa, Porifera, Demospongiae, Tetractinellida, Geodiidae. The record is from the annotation of a GenBank genome assembly.
UAAAAGUGGUUGCAAGUGUGUGAGAAGAGAUGUUUUUCGUUGCAUUCUGUGUUGUUCAGCUGUUGUCGCUGGCCAGCGGCGAGAGCGGGGCCGCAUCUGAGCUCUCGCUCGUGUUCCUGAGCGGAGAAUGCGAGGGUAAUCCAUCUCAGCCGUGGGAACACUCGCUGGAGGAGAAUGCUGCCCGAAUAGCCGCGGAAGACGUCGCCGUCUGCUCCGGAGUAAAUCUUCCCGUCAGGCUCACUUCGGCUGCAGCAGAGGAUAGCUCUGCAGUAAACAGAGAGUUGGAUGCUCUACUGGAGGUGGUGCAGCCUGCACUGUUCAACUCUAGUCUGCAGACCAUUGGCGUCGUUUACACUGGCUGCUCAGAGGGUGUCAGAGUAUUGGCAGAGGUCCUCAGCAGCAGGACCUACCAGAUCCCCCUGGUGUGCACCCUCUCUCUCUCUCUUCUCUCUAUUCUUUCUCUCUUCUCAGUUGAUAUAUUACAUGCCGACCUUAUCUCUUGCACUGAUGUUUGUGUUUACGUUGGCCGUGGUAAGCCACACUUAGUUUAUUUCCACACUUUUCCAUUCAGUCAAUUAAUGGUGGCAUGUGGUAGGCACUUGCAAGUGUGCCACCAUUAAUAGAUUAAUCAACAUAUCUGAGGAAAUUACGUGAUUAGCUAUUACUCUAUUUCUUAUAAACAGCUCAGUUUUCGUUUCCUUCCCUCACCGCACCACUCCACUGGAAACCACUACUACCAUACUCGUAUUGUCCCGGAAGAAGCAGCUCUCACUCCUGCAGUUGUGACUGUAAUCACUCAGUUCAGCUGGACGCGAGUGGCCCUACUAUCAGAGAACACUCCUGCUUUCAAACAGCUCCACAACGACAUGCUGGGAGAGCUGGAUGAGAGUGGUGUGUCUGUCCACCAUCAGCUGAUUCUUGACUCCGCCCCCAAACUCCUCCCACCAGACACACACACCCUCUUUGGUGAAGAUGUGAAAGUGUUUGUCCUUAAUAUGAGCCCACUGCUAGCCAAAGCCGUCCUCUGUUGGGCUCUGCGUGAUCUCACUUACCCAGGGUAUGCGUGGAUCACCUAUGGAUGGUAUGGGGAGCGAUGGUGGGAAGAGGGAGAGGAGGAUUCGGUCUCCUGCACAGCUCAGCAGCUAGCUGUCUACCUGGAGAGAUCACUGGCUGUCUCUCACUACCCCACCUGGACGGUAGGAGAGGGCUCGGGAACUGUGACCGACCAACCAACCUGCCUGAAGUCUGGCCUUGAGUUGACUAACGAGCUCCUCCUCAGAGCCGCUCCGCCCACGACUCCGCCCCCUGGCCUCCGUUCACCACUCCCUCCCUCGGUGUACCUGGUCUACGAUGCCGUCUGGACAGCUGCAUUGGCCCACACCACAGCUCCACUCUCACGGUACCCCGAGACAGUCGACAAAGUCUCCUUUGAAGGAUCGUCUGGCCUCGUGUCGUUUGGCAAUGGAACCAGAGAACUUUUCCAACUCACUCUCUUUCAAUACAGAAGAGUGAAUGGUGAACUGCAGAGGGUGACAGUUGCUAGUCUUACACCUUUGGAAGACAGCUCUCACUAUGACAUCACUUUUAACGAAGGGGAAACCCCUGCCACAGUUUGGCCUAAUGGGGUUCCACCCGAUGGGACACCGAUACAAGUGGAGCAUUUUCCUUACCCUGCCCUGAUGGGUAUUGUGUACACCUACUCUCUACUUGGUGUGCUGUUUGCCCUCGGAUGUCUCGCCUUUAAUCUGGUCUUCCGCAAGAGAAAGCUGAUCAGGUUGACUAGUCCAAAUCUCAACAAUAUCAUAGUCCUCGGGGCCAUUGUUCUUUACCUGGCUGGCCUCGCCUUCUUCUACCCCCAGGGAGCCUCUCGCACUGGCAUCAUAUGGGGCUGCAACCUAAGGGCAUGGACGGCAGCCCUUGGGUUCUCUGCAUGUUACGGAACUCUCAACGUAAAGAUGUGGAGAGUCUACUCAAUAUGUAGGAACCCCAGACCUUCCAUGUCCAAAAGUCUGAUCAAAGAUUACCACCUGGUGUUACUGGUCCUAGGAUUCGUGAUGGUCGACACUAUCACACUAGUGGUCAUCACGUCUCUGGACAACUCUCGAUUCACCGUCAUUACCAUCCCCAACAAGCAGGAUCCCACCCCUCGCAUCAAUGAAGAGGGUAUAAAGGAAGUGUCGGUGGUGUCUCGUUGCCUCUCCACCACUGAACCCUAUUGGCUCUCAAUCCUCUUUGGUUACAAGGCCAUCAUCCAAGCCAUCGGACUGUACCUGGCUUUCAAGAUCCGCAACAUCAAGAUUCGCGGUCUGAACGACUCGCGAGAGGUCUCCAUCACUCUCUACAUAUCGAGCAUGAUUCUUUUCAUCGUUGUGGUAGUGACGUUUGUCUAUGGUGACUAUAUUGAUGUGGACGGGUUUGUGUAUGGUUUUGGACUCUCUACUUGUGCAACUGUAGUCCUUUCCCUCACCUUCAUUACCAAGAUGGUGAAUCUCUACAGGGAUCCUGAGGGCAAGGACAUAUUCCAGGCCCCCACUAGCACUGAUGCAGACCCUGGGACUGACAUUUACUACCUCCAGAGGAGAGUCAGAGAGCUAGAGAAACAAGUGGAGCUGGCCAGAAGUCAAGAGAACCUGCUGGACAUUGGAACACCCAAAUCACUGUCUAUUGCACCACCUCCCAUGUCAUCGUCAACAAACACCCCACCCAGCACUAGCGACUCUGUGACUACUUCUAGAGCACAGGCACCUUCCGACUAUGAACAGUAAAAUCGAUGUGCGAAACUGAUGUGCGCAUGCGCAAUUAAGUACGUCUUAUGUGUACAGGUUCAUUCAGC